This is a messenger RNA of Mus musculus (house mouse), 927 nucleotides long. RefSeq names its product olfactory receptor family 2 subfamily A member 12 (gene Or2a12). The transcript has a single exon. Gene Ontology annotation, biological process: G protein-coupled receptor signaling pathway; signal transduction. Gene Ontology annotation, molecular function: G protein-coupled receptor activity; olfactory receptor activity. Bases 1 to 927 code for a protein of 308 amino acids. The record is from RefSeq and is marked provisional. Gene Ontology annotation, cellular component: membrane; plasma membrane. NCBI's taxonomy places the organism in Eukaryota, Metazoa, Chordata, Mammalia, Rodentia, Muridae.
AUGAACCAGACAUGGAUCACUGAGGUCAUUCUACUGGGAUUCCAGGUUGACCCCUCUCUGGAGAUGCUCCUGUUUGGGCUGUUUUUGCUGUUCUACUGCCUCACGUUGAUGGGAAAUGGGAUUAUCCUGGGGCUCAUCUGCCUGGAUGCUAGGCUGCACACUCCCAUGUACUUCUUCCUCUCACAUCUGGCCAUAGUUGACAUGUCCUACGCCUCCAGCACUGCCCCUAAGAUGCUGACAAAUAUGGUGAUGCACCAAAAAAGCAUCUCCUUUGCUUCAUGCAUACUUCAGACAUUUUUGUAUCUGGCUUUUGCAGUGACAGAGUGUUUGAUUCUGGUAGUGAUGUCAUAUGAUCGCUUUGUAGCUAUCUGUCAUCCUUUGAAAUACACACUGAUCAUGAGCUGGAGAGUAUGCUCCAUCCUGGCUGCUACUUGCUGGGUGUUUAGCUUCCUCUUGGCCUCACUCCAUAUCACGCUCAUUCUAAGACUCCCAUUCUGUGGGCCACAAAAAGUCAACCAUUUUUUCUGUCAAAUCAUGUCAGUAUUCAGAUUAGCCUGUGCAGACACAAGACUCAAUCAAGUCGUUCUUUUUGCAGGCUCUGUGAUGGUCUUACUGGGGCCCCUGUGCUUGGUGUUAGUCUCCUAUACACGAAUCCUGGUGGCCAUUCUCGGAAUCCACUCAGGGGAGGGUCGCAGAAAGGCCUUCUCCACCUGUUCUUCCCACCUCUGUGUGGUUGGGCUCUUUUUUGGCUGUGCUAUCGCCAUGUACAUGGCCCCCAAAUCCAAGCAUUCCCAAGAACAGAGAAAGAUCCUGUCUUUGUUUUACAGCCUUUUCAACCCUAUGCUCAACCCUCUGAUCUACAGUUUGAGGAACACAGAGGUAAAAGGUGCCUUGAGACGAGUUCUUUGGAAACAGAGAUCACUGUGA